AUGUUUAAUCUGCACGCGUUAGACUCCCCCGCUGUGAUUUUCGACAAUGGCUCGGGGCUCUGCAAAGCGGGCCUGUCCGGGGAGUUUGGACCCCGGCAUAUCGUCAGCUCCAUCGUGGGGCACCUGAAAUUCCAGGCGCCCUCAGCAGGGGCCAACCAGAAGAAGUACUUUGUCGGGGAGGAGGCCCUGUACAAGCUCGAGGCCCUGCAGCUGCACUCCCCCAUCGAGCGUGGCCUGAUCACAGGGUGGGAUGACAUGGAGAGACUCUGGAAGCAUCUCUUUGAGUGGGAGCUGGGUGUGAAACCCAGUGACCAGCCUCUGCUCGCGACGGAACCCUCCCUGAACCCCAGGGAGAACCGAGAGAAGAUGGCGGAAGUCAUGUUUGAGAACUUUGGCGUGCCCGCUUUCUACCUGUCGGACCAGGCGGUGCUGGCUCUCUACGCCUCGGCCUGCGUCACGGGCCUGGUGGUGGACAGCGGGGAUGGGGUCACCUGCACUGUCCCCAUCUUCGAGGGUUACUCCCUGCCCCACGCAGUCAGCAAGCUCCACGUGGCGGGCAGGGACAUCACGGAGCUCCUCACGCAGCUGCUCCUGGCCAGCGGCCACACCUUCUCCUGCGAGCUGGACAAGGGCCUGGUGGAUGACAUCAAAAAAAAGCUGUGCUACGUGGCCUUGGAGCCCGAGAAGGAGCUUUCCCGGAGGCCGGAGGAGGUCCUGAGGGAGUACAAGCUGCCCGACGGGAACAUCAUCAGCCUCGGGGAUUCGCUGUACCAGGCGCCCGAGGCCCUGUUCACGCCCCAGCAGCUGGGCUGCCAGAGCCCCGGGCUCUCGCAUAUGGUCUCCAGCAGCAUCACCAAGUGUGAUGCUGACAUCCAGAAGAUCCUCUUUGGGGAGAUCGUGCUGUCGGGGGGCACUACCCUGUUCCACGGGCUGGAUGACCGGCUUCUCAAGGAGCUGGAGCAGCUGGCCUCCAAAGACACUCCCAUCAAGAUCACGGCUCCCCCCGACCGGUGGUUCUCCACCUGGAUUGGAGCCUCCAUCGUCACCUCUCUGAGUAGCUUCAAGCAGAUGUGGGUCACUGCCGCAGACUUCAAGGAGUUUGGGAGCUCCGUGGUGCAGAGAAGAUGCUUCUGA
Molecule: messenger RNA, 1134 nt
Organism: Cercocebus atys (sooty mangabey)
Lineage: Eukaryota; Metazoa; Chordata; Mammalia; Primates; Cercopithecidae
Gene: ACTRT2
Product: actin-related protein T2
Exons: 1
Coding region: 1-1134 (377 amino acids)
Source: RefSeq, a predicted model, not a curated record